AAGACAAGGUUUCACCAUAUUGGCCAGGCUGGUCCCGAACUCCCGACCUCAUGAUCCGCCUGCCUUGGCUUCCCAAAGUUUUGGGAUUACAGGUGUGAGCCACCGUGCCCAGCCAAACCUUAAAUUUUUUAAAAAAUCACACUGGAGGCUGGGCACGGUGGCUCACGCCUGUAAUCCCAACACUUUGGGAGGCCGAGGUGAGCAGAUCACGUGAGGUCAGGAGUUCCAGAUCAGCCUAACCAACAUGGAGAAACCUCGUCUCUACUAAAAAUACAAAAUCAGCCAGGCAUGGUGGUGCAUGCCUGUAAUCCCAACUACUCUGGAGGCUGAGGCAGAAUUGCUUGAACCCAGGAGGUGGAGGCUGCAGUGAGCUGAGAUGGCACCAUUGCACGCCAGCCUGGGCAACAAGAGUGAAACUCCAUCUCGAAAAAAAAAAAGAAAAAAAGAAAUCACACUGGAUUUGUAGAAGAACAUCAGUUGUUUUCAGGCCACGUGACUUCAGGCACACCUACCACACUUGUCCUGCUUCCUCACUUAAGAAAGUGAGAAUAACAACAUCACACCAAUGUCACCCUCCUCGAAUGUUUACUAUGAAUUAAAUCAAGACAAGCAUUUGGAAUUAUUUUGUGAAUCUUAAGUGCUACACAGGAGUGUGGCAGAGGAAUUAGCUUCUAAAGUCAGCAAGGUUAAAAUUGAGUGCAAUAAAAAUUGCUUAGAAGUUCCUUAAAUUGCCCAUGAGCACAGUAUGACAAACUUGAGAGACAUAUGAGAACAAAGACUCUCUGAGAGACAGCUGGGACAAACAUUCAGUAACACUGCCAGCAAAAUUGCUGCACUAGAACAUUUUCAUUUCCUCUUUCUGCCAAGUGCAUAACUGAUUCUAAGAUGAAAGCAUGAUGCAACUUUGUUAUUCUACAAUUUUAAAUGGGCAAAUUAAGAAACCUCUCUGGGCCUCUUUGUCUAAUGGUGUAGCUCAGCUGGAUCAGGGUUUCCUCCACGGUUUGUCUGACAAAUAUUGCCAGCUUACUAUGCUUACUAUGUUCCAGGUUGCUGUGUUGGACUGGGGGAGGGUAGACGCCAAGGAGACAAUCUGAUCACAACAGGCUAGUGAGUGGUGAGGCAGUUUCAACCUUCAUUUGAGGAAUCCAGGAUUCUAUAAUCACCUUCCAGGGAAUGCAGUGAAUGUUCAGAAAAAUUACAGAAAGUUACAUAUUUGGUUACGAAUACCAGCUACAAUGUAUAUCUAAUAUGAAUUAAGUUCCUUUGUUUCCUUUUUUCUGUUUAUGUUGCUACUUUUUUUUUUUUUUUUUUGAGACAGUCUCACUUUGUUGCCCAGGCUGGAGGGCAGUGGAGGGAUCUUGGCUCACUGCAACUUCCGCCUCCCAGGUUCAAGCGAUUCUCCUGCCUUAGGCUCCCGAGGAACUGGGAUUACAGGCACCUGCCACCACGCCCAGCUAAUUUUUGUAUUUUCAGUAAGACGGGGUUUCACGAUGUUGGCCAGGCUGGUCUCGAACUGCUUACCUCAAGUGAUCUGCCCUCCUCGGCUUCCCAAAAUGCUGGGAUUACAGGCGUGAGCCGCCGCACCCCGCCUACGUUGCUACUUUUUAGUGUGGGUUCAUUUUUUAAACCUGGCUUUUUAAUUGAAAAAGUAAUACAAACAAAUGGAAAAAUUCAAACUGUACUAAAAAAGGUAGACAAUGAGAAGCAAAUCUUUCUUCUAUUUCAGACUCCUCCUUCCCCCAUUCCACACCAUAUCCCCUCAACCCUCCUUCUAUUCAGACGUUACCACUGGGUUAAUCCGUGGAAAGUUACAGUUAAGGUGAUACCUGGGGUCCAAAAGCUAAAUAUGGACCUACGCUAUCACCAGUCCCUUCCAGUUCUAAAACUAAGUCCAAGCCUUUUGCAGCACGAAAGAGAUAGCCUCCUCUCAUCUAAAGUUAUGGCUGGUAAGACUAAGACGAAUGGAAACGGUUUCAAAGACACAGAUUUAGAACUCCUGAAAGGCAGAAGACAGAACUCAAUACUUUCAUGGUGAGCGGUUUGUUUACUGAUAAAAUAAACGCUCCCUUAGGGACGUAAGCUCCAUACGGGCAGGAGCUUCAUCACCAGCUCUCACUACAGACCCCGGCAUUAAAAAAGCUCACACGGUAAGAGCCCUCACCGCCCACCAUAGCCACAGCGGCCGGCAGCCCAAAGUGGGAAACGGCGCAGGGCGUCACGUGACUCCAGUUACCCCCGGCAUCCGGCCCGCCCCCACCGAGACCCCGCCAAUCCGGAAGGGAGGUCCAGUUUGGCCAGUCCAGGGCGUGUCCCACGGGCCCAGUAGCCUUGCUGCUGCGUUAUCCCUAGACUUGCCCCACUUGCCUCGGAGUCUCAGGCGGUUGCCCAGGUCCUCCCGGUAAAACCCUGGAGAUUGCUAGGGAGAGGAGCAAGGGAGGGGCCGGCGCGCAGAAGUGCCAACGCAACCCGGCUGCCGGGCGAGGCUUAGGCGGAGCUUCUGGAAACAGCUAGGGAGACGGCAGGAGGCUCAAGAGCGCGCGCGCCGGCCCUCCCCAGCUCGACCCACGCGGCGCGGCGUGGUGACGCCUGCGCGGCCUGAGGAAGGGGCGGGGCCGGGGCGGGCCUCCGCGCUCCUCCCGCCCUCUCUCUGUCCCUACUCUCCCUCCCCUUCCCUCCCCCACACUCGCCCCGUCAGCUUGGGGGUGCUUUCGUCGCGCAGCCUCGCGUCGGCCCGGCCCGGCCAGGCCAGCGGGCAGAUGCCCCGAGCUGCCGCCGCCGCCGCCGCCGACUCAGCCGGUGGCGGUGUGGGAGGCGGGCGACCAGCCCGGGGCCGCUGAGUGUGACGGACGCAACUGGGGGCGCCGGGGGCCCGGGGCCCCGGCGUCGGUGGCUCCGUACGGACCAUGUAUUUUCUGACCGGCUGGCCCAAGAGGCUGCUGUGCCCUCUGGGGAGCCCGGCCGAGGCGCCUUUCCACGUUCAGUCUGACCCGCAGAGGGCUUUCUUCGCCGUGCUGGCCGCGGCCCGCCUCAGCAUCUGGUACAGCCGACCUAGUGUGUUAAUUGUAACCUACAAGGAGCCUGCAAAAUCAUCUACUCAGUUUGGAUCCUACAAGCAAGCUGAAUGGAGGCCAGAUAGUACCAUGAUAGCUGUAUCAACGGCAAAUGGAUACAUCUUGUUUUUUCAUAUUACAUCUACAAGAGGGGACAAGUACCUUUAUGAACCAGUGUAUCCCAAAGGAAGUCCACAAAUGAAGGGGACACCCCAUUUCAAGGAAGAACAUUGUGCUCCAGCAUUAAAUUUAGAGAUGAGGAAAAUACUGGAUUUACAAGCACCCAUCAUGAGUUUGCAGUCUGUGUUGGAAGAUCUCCUGGUUGCUACUGCUGAUGGACUUCUUCAUCUUAUCCACUGGGAAGGAAUGACAAAUGGAAGGAAAGCCAUUAAUCUUUGCACAGUACCCUUUUCAGCAGACCUGCAGUCAUCUAGAGUAGGUUCAUUCCUGGGCUUCACAGAUGUACAUAUCAGAGACAUGGAAUACUGUGCCACACUUGAUGGGUUUGCUGUUGUAUUUAAUGAUGGUAAAGUUGGAUUUAUUACACCAGUGUCAAGUAGAUUUACUGCAGAGCAGCUUCAUGGAGUUUGGCCACAAGAUGUUGUUGAUGGAACGUGUGUAGCAGUAAAUAACAAGUAUCGACUAAUGGCAUUUGGCUGUGUGAGUGGUUCUGUGCAGGUCUAUACAAUAGAUAACAGCACUGGAGCCAUGCUGCUAUCUCAUAAAUUAGAGCUAACAGCAAAACAGUAUCCUGACAUUUGGAAUAAAACAGGAGCUGUUAAAUUGAUGAGAUGGUCUCCUGACAAUAGUGUUGUAAUAGUGACCUGGGAAUAUGGAGGCCUUUCUUUAUGGAGUGUGUUUGGAGCACAGCUGAUUUGUACACUUGGAGGAGAUUUUGCUUAUAGGUCUGAUGGCACCAAAAAAGAUCCCCUUAAGAUCAACUCUAUGAGCUGGGGUGCAGAAGGCUAUCACCUAUGGGUUAUCAGCGGAUUUGGUUCUCAAAACACUGAAAUUGAGUCUGACCUCAGGAGUGUAGUUAAACAGCCCAGCAUCCUGUUAUUUCAGUUUAUUAAGAGUGUACUCACUGUAAACCCUUGUAUGAGUAACCAAGAGCAGGUGUUGCUUCAGGGCGAGGAUCGCUUGUACUUGAACUGUGGAGAGGCUUCACAAACCCAGAAUCCCAGGAGUUCUUCAACACACUCUGAGCAUAAGCCCAGUCGAGAAAAGAGCCCAUUUGCAGAUGGAGGUUUAGAGUCUCAGGGAUUAAGCACUUUACUUGGACAUCGGCAUUGGCAUGUUGUACAGAUUUCCAGCACCUAUCUAGAGAGCAAUUGGCCUAUACGGUUUUCAGCUAUUGAUAAGCUUGGACAGAAUAUUGCUGUGGUUGGCAAGUUUGGUUUUGCACAUUACUCUUUACUCACCAAAAAAUGGAAACUUUUUGGAAACAUUACCCAGGAGCAAAAUAUGAUCGUGACAGGUGGCUUAGCCUGGUGGAAUGAUUUUAUGGUCCUUGCAUGUUAUAACAUAAAUGACCGUCAAGAAGAGCUUAGAGUAUACCUGCGAACAUCAAAUCUGGACAAUGCCUUUGCUCAUGUCACCAAAGCACAAGCAGAAACAUUACUGCUUAGUGUCUUCCAGGACAUGGUAAUAGUAUUUAGAGCAGACUGUUCAAUAUGCCUUUACAGUAUUGAAAGAAAAUCUGAUGGUCCAAAUACUACUGCUGGUAUUCAAGUUCUUCAGGAGGUUUCCAUGUCACGCUACAUUCCUCACCCUUUCCUGGUGGUAUCUGUCACUCUGACAUCAGUGAGUACAGAGAAUGGAAUCACCUUGAAAAUGCCACAGCAGGCUCGGGGUGCAGAGAGCAUUAUGUUAAACCUGGCAGGACAGCUCAUCAUGAUGCAGAGGGACAGGUCAGGCCCACAGAUCCGGGAGAAGGACAGUAACCCUAAUAACCAAAGGAAACUUCUGCCAUUCUGUCCUCCUGUUGUACUAGCCCAGUCUGUUGAAAAUGUCUGGACAACGUGUCGAGCAAAUAAACAGAAACGUCACCUCCUGGAGGCCCUCUGGCUGAGCUGUGGUGGUGCAGGGAUGAAAGUUUGGCUCCCUCUCUUCCCUAGGGAUCACCGCAAGCCCCAUUCCUUCUUGUCCCAGCGGAUCAUGCUGCCUUUCCACAUCAACAUUUACCCGCUAGCUGUUCUUUUUGAAGAUGCUUUAGUCCUUGGUGCUGUCAAUGACACUUUGCUCUAUGAUUCUUUGUAUACUCGGAACAAUGCUAGAGAACAGCUGGAGGUGCUCUUCCCUUUCUGUGUUGUGGAGAGAACCUCUCAGAUCUACCUCCACCACAUUCUACGUCAACUUCUGGUCAGAAACCUUGGGGAGCAAGCCUUGCUCUUGGCCCAGUCCUGUGCCACAUUACCUUACUUCCCUCAUGUGCUGGAGCUCAUGCUCCACGAAGUACUGGAAGAAGAAGCUACCUCACGGGAGCCCAUUCCCGACCCACUGCUUCCCACUGUGGCAAAAUUUAUCACCGAGUUCCCCCUCUUCCUGCAGACAGUUGUCCAUUGUGCCAGGAAGACCGAAUAUGCUCUGUGGAAUUACCUUUUUGCAGCUGUUGGAAACCCUAAGGACUUGUUUGAGGAAUGUUUGAUGGCUCAGGAUUUGGACACAGCUGCCUCUUACCUUAUUAUCUUACAGAAUAUGGAAGUCCCUGCAGUAAGUAGGCAACAUGCUACCCUUCUAUUCAACACAGCACUAGAACAAGGCAAGUGGGACCUUUGUCGACACAUGAUUCGAUUUCUUAAAGCCAUUGGCUCUGGAGAAUCUGAGACACCUCCAUCCACACCCACAGCUCAGGAACCCAGUUCAAGUGGUGGAUUUGAGUUCUUCAGGAAUCGAAGCAUCAGUUUAUCCCAGUCAGCUGAAAAUGUUCCUCCCAGUAAAUUCAGUUUACAGAAAACACUAAGUAUGCCAUCUGGUCCCUCUGGAAAAAGAUGGAGCAAAGACAGUGACUGUGCUGAGAACAUGUAUAUUGACAUGAUGCUCUGGAGACAUGCUCGGCGCCUCUUAGAAGAUGUGAGGUUAAAGGACCUUGGCUGCUUUGCAGCCCAGCUGGGCUUUGAACUAAUUAGUUGGCUAUGCAAGGAACGUACCCGAGCCGCCCGGGUAGACAACUUUGUAAUAGCCCUGAAGAGACUCCACAAAGAUUUCCUGUGGCCACUUCCAAUCAUCCCAGCCUCUUCUAUCAGUUCUCCUUUCAAAAAUGGAAAAUACCGAACUGUGGGAGAGCAGCUGUUAAAGUCUCAAUCACCUGACCCAUUUUUAAACCUUGAGAUGGAUGCUGGCAUCUCCAACAUCCAGCAAAGUCAGAGCUGGCUCAGCAACAUUGGCCCCACCCAUCAUGAGAUAGACACAGCUUCAUCCCAUGGACCACAAAUGCAAGAUGCCUUCUUGUCACCUUUAUCUAAUAAAGGUGAUGAAUGCAGUAUUGGUUCAGCCACAGACUUGACUGAAAGUAGCUCCAUGGUGGAUGGAGACUGGACAAUGGUGGAUGAAAAUUUCUCUACACUCAGUUUAACUCAGUCAGAGCUGGAGCACAUUUCCAUGGAGUUGGCCAGUAAAGGGCCUCAUAAAUCCCAGGUCCAGCUUCGGUAUUUGCUACACAUUUUCAUGGAGGCAGGGUGCCUGGACUGGUGCAUCGUUAUAGGCCUGAUUCUUAGAGAAUCCUCAAUAAUCAAUCAGAUUUUGGUUAUUACACAGUCUUCAGAGGUAGAUGGAGAGAUGUUACAGAACAUAAAGACAGGGCUCCAUGCAGUGGACCGAUGGGCCUCUACAGACUGUCCUGGAUAUAAGCCAUUUUUAAACAUCAUUAAGCCACAACUGCAGAAGCUCAGUGAGAUAACAGAAGAGCAGGUCCAGCCAGAUGCCUUCCAACCAAUAACUGUGGGUAAGACUCUGGAACAGACUAGCCCCCGGGCAGAGGAAAGCAGGGGCUCCUCCAGCCAUGGAAGCAUCCCCCAGGGUGAAGUUGGAAGCAGCAGUAUGAUCACCCGGAAAGAGGAGGAUACAGCCCAAGCAGAGGAGGAAGAAACUUUUCAGGAUGGGACUUAUGACUGUUCUGUGUCCUAACAACAGUGAGGUUCCGUCACAAAGGGGCAGUAUUAAUUAGCAGCAGCGUGCAACUCAGAACGUUGUAACAUAGUUGGAUGAUUUAACAGGAGAACUCAGUUCAGAGACUCUUUGGUAAGUAUUAUUAGAUUUUAACGAAUUCUUUCUUGUCUAAGAAAUCUUUUUGACUCCAUAAAAAUGUGAUAUAAAGCAUCUUUCAUAAAAAAAUUUUAAGCUACAGUGAAAAGUAAAUAUUGUACAGAUGUACAUGAGAAUAUUUUGGUUUUACUCAAAGGUUGGUAGCUCUUAAACCACAGGAAUUGUUUUGCCCCAGGUGAGCUUACUUUUUCACUACUUACAUCUUCUCACAUUUCCCAGUUCUGCAUUAUGUCCAGACUGCUUUUUAAAAAAUAAAUGCUAAGGUGCUUGCUGUAGUCUAUCAGGUACUUGAGCUACCUGUUUGCUCCCUUGGAUAGAGCUGGACUCUUUAAUCAGUCCUCCUGAAUAGAUUGCUACCCUGGGGCACAAUAUGUGCCAGUGUGAUGGAAACAUUCUCCUUGGAUUUACUAGCCAGUUAAAUCCCAGUCCAGAAUUGAUGGGAGCUAUUUACCUGUGAGUUAAUGUGCUUGUUUUAGCAAGCUUGAUUCCCAUUAGAUCAGUGUGGGCAGAGGUCUGAGGGGGUUCUUCUCAAUUAUGCUUUUAGAUACCACUAAACUAUUUUGUAUUAAAGAACAGUAUCUUUUUGUGAAUACUCUUGUGUAAAUAUACUCAAAGGCACUGUUCAUAUUUUUAGGGCUUAUAUUAUAAUUUGUAAGGUUUUAAUGCUGGAUUCUGCAUGUCUACACAUACAAAGACAGGGCUUGCUCCUCUGCAAAACUGAGGAAGACAGGUUUAUUGGCUUGGUCAUGAAGUAACAGAAAUGGUCACACUGAUCAUGAAAUGCAGCAGGUUUUGUGCAAAUUAACGUGGUCUCUUAUUUAUUGCUUUUGUAAAUUGAAUAAAGAUGGACUUCUAUGUAAACAGACUGCUGAAUCCCGUAUUAUCACGGCUACUAAAAAUUAGUAUGUAAAGAAUGCAUUCUUCAUUGUAAACUUAAAAUAUUUUAUAUACUUCUAUAAAUGACUUAAAUUUGUUUUCAUACAUUAUGAAAACAACUGCUUACUCCUUAAUUGCUUUAGAUUAAACACCCAUCCACUGUAUGUAAUUCUAAUUACCUUAUAACAGUAUUAAGACAGCUUGUUUGUACUGUGCAAUUUGAACAAGGAAUGCAAUGUUAUUUUUUACAAAAAACAAACUUGUUUAUUUUUAUAAUAACGAUGUAUUUGAUGUGGGCCAAAUUCGUACCACUAUCUAAAAUAGCCUCUUUUCUCAUAGUGCAGUUAUAGUUUAGAAACAAAACUUGGUCCUCUCUCCUUGCUUUUUAAAGUAAAUGGCUAGAUUUAGUUGUCUUAGCCAGGUUUCCUUUGAAGAGAAACUCAAAACCAUUUUGAAACUGCUUAGUUCAGAAUACAUCAAAGUAUUUAAAAUUACUGAGUUGGGUAAUUCACUAUCAUUUACUUUUUACAUUACAAGUGCAAUAAUAUUUCACAAAAUGAAACUCCCGAAUGGGUGGAGUAUGUGAUUAUUGGUACCUGGUCCUUCUGGUGCUAUUUUUAUUUAAGUCUUUGUUUCAAACCACCUUUCCCUGAAUCUUAAGAUAAUGUUUUGCAUGUGACUACAUGCAGCCCAGCAAGAAAUUAAACUGAACUCUCUUCUCCUAUCCUAGUCCAUUAAGGAGAAGAACCAGCAUUGCUUUUGUGUGUGGUGUGAAUAUUCAGUCAAUAAAAAUGAUUUACCAUUAUAAAGAGCUGUAAUCUUUUCAAGUAUCUGAAAUAAAACACUGUGCUGCUGAGUUCAUCUCACAUUCUUGAGAGCAGGGCACCAGUAAGUUAACUGUAUUCCUGUGGGUUAGGCCGUGAAUGAAUCCUUUCUUUUAUACAUUAUUCUUUUACAACUAACAGAGAUAGGAGGCCCCAAGGCAAGAAGUUUGGCAGGUUUACAGAAAAUUUGGUAAUUUAUUUGUUAUAUAUUUUAAUUUUUAAAAACCCAUUGUUAUUAUGUUGUUUGGUUCACAUAUCAACUGUUUAAGCCAUAAUUUUAGCCAAUGAAUUUAAAUAUUCAGUAUAGCUAUUUGAGGUUUACUAGAUGCAUUUAUUAAUAAAUUAUUUGCUGAAACCAAAACAAGAAGUCAUUGGGGUGUGGGAAUAAAAUCAACCUUUGCUUGUAAUUGAAGUUGCUGCUAUUUCUGUAAUGUGCAUUUUUCUCCCCUUGGUAAAGGGCAAUAAAACCAUUACACAAA
Symphalangus syndactylus (siamang) is the source of this 9492-nucleotide messenger RNA. It is a transcript of the gene RIC1, whose product is annotated as RIC1 partner of RAB6A GEF complex. The record is from RefSeq and is a predicted model, not a curated record. Gene Ontology annotation, molecular function: protein binding. Gene Ontology annotation, biological process: intracellular protein transport; retrograde transport, endosome to Golgi. Lineage: Eukaryota; Metazoa; Chordata; Mammalia; Primates; Hylobatidae. Gene Ontology annotation, cellular component: cytosol; Golgi membrane; Ric1-Rgp1 guanyl-nucleotide exchange factor complex.